Molecule: messenger RNA, 2125 nt
Organism: Myripristis murdjan (pinecone soldierfish)
Lineage: Eukaryota; Metazoa; Chordata; Actinopteri; Holocentriformes; Holocentridae
Gene: cldn8.1
Product: claudin 8.1
Exons: 1
Coding region: 317-1081 (254 amino acids)
Cellular component (GO): membrane; bicellular tight junction
Molecular function (GO): structural molecule activity
Source: RefSeq, a predicted model, not a curated record
UCAAGCUUCCUUGUAAUUCAUGAUCCGAGAAUGUAAAGUGAGACUUGUGAAUAAAGCAAACGGCACCUCACUGCAGCUCCUGUACAAAGAAGAAAAAAGACCUGGGGGAUUUGGUUACUUAGCAACAGGUUAUAGUUCCCACCCAUUCAGGUGUCCAGUCCACAGGGAGGAGACAGCACAGGUGAGCACAAAUCAGCUCCUCUUCCACUGGGAUGCAAAGCCGCUGCACAGAGGGAACCUGCUUCCUGCUGUUGUCAGACCUCAUUCAGAUAUUAUUCGGUCUCCGGGUUUGUAGGAAUAAGAGGGGAAAACGAGGAUGGCCAACUCAGCACUGGAGAUAGUGGGGCUUUUACUGACUCUGAUUGGGCUCAUCGGGGCGGCGGCGAGCACUGGGAUGCCGAUGUGGCGCGUCACGGCCUUCAUCGGGGAGAACAUCAUUGUGUUUGAGACCCGCUACGAGGGCCUGUGGAUGAACUGCUUCAGGCAGGCUGACAUCAGGAUGCAGUGCAAGGUGUACGACUCGCUCUUGGCCCUGUCCCCUGACCUGCAGGCAGCACGGGGGCUCAUGUGCUGCUCUCUGGCACUGGGGGGCCUGGGUCUGCUCAUCAGCUUGCUGGGGUUGCAGUGCACCUCCUGUAUCCAAAAUAAUGACCGGGCUAAGCGGCUGGUCCUCAUCAUCGCAGGAUCCAUGGUCAUCAUGGCGUGCAUAUGCGUCCUCAUCCCUGUUUCCUGGACGGGUCACGUCAUCAUCAGGGACUUCUACAACCCUCUGCUGAUCGACGCCCAGCGCAGGGAGCUGGGAGAGGCUCUCUACAUCGGCUGGGUGUCCUCUGCUUUCCUGUUUGCAGGGGGGUGCAUGUUCAUAUGCUGCAAUCUGCAGUCUGAGGACAAAGGAUCAGACAGGUACAUGUACUCCAGGAACUCCCAGUACAUGGCCUACCCUCCACAGCCCCUUCAGCCCCAGCAGCUGGUGCUUCCUCCUCAGCCUCAGCCUCAGCCUCUUCUGUCACGACACCCAUCAACCAUCUACAGCUACCACUCCAGAUACCCCUCGGUACGCAGCGCCGUGGCUUACCUUUAAGCACUUGAACUGACUGAGGCGACAAUGAUCUCACUUAUGGUCAAAUCAUAUGCAAAGAACUGUUUUGUUUUUUUCUAAUCUGACUUGGCUGGGCAGUCUAGUCACUGACUCAUUUCAAAUGUCCAAGGAUGCAUUUCAGGUCUCAAAGAAAAAGCAUGGAAAGAAAUGCAGUGAGUAAAUUACUGUGAAUACAGGCAGAUUUUAUUAAUAGGGCAUCACUCAGUUUUUUUGUUUUGUUUUGUUUUUUACAGUAAAAGGGUACUUAUGGAGUCUUACUGAAGUGCACUUGGUUACAGGAUACUGAUGCUGAUUUAUAAUGUGAUUUAUCUGGUUUCAUAAUGUUGCCAAUGUGGGCCAGUGCACAUUACACUCCUUAACUGUGUGUGUGUUGCGUAAUUUGAUUUUAUACGGAUCGAAAGUUGUCAUAACAUUUCUUUCUUUUUUUGCUUAUUAGGCUGCUGACUGUGAGUGCUGUACAUAAACAUUCAUGGUGAUGUAAUUGCUAAGCACUGCUACGUGUAUUUGACUUUGUUGUUGAUCUAUUAAUAAUGACCAAGAGCGUGUACGUAUACAGACAUUUAAGCUUUCAGAGAUAUUAAAACCUUAUUUCUAAAUAACACCAGCAAAGCCCCCAUACUUUGGCUCUGCCUGCAGUUUGUAUUCACUAACAGAGUUGAGGCAUAUUGACACAAAGAUUUCACAAAGAAAAUAAGUCUUUAUUUCUCCUCUUCAGUGUUAUGAGACAAUGACUUUAUGACCAAUGAAAGCAAAACGAUAUAAUGUGACAGCACUGUGGUUAAACAGGACACUAAAUGACUUACUGGCAACUGAUUAAAUAAUAAUAAUGAGAUAUCUUGUGAAAGAGGAUGGUCAAACAUGCCAAUAUCCCCAUAGUUUGGGUUAUAUCUUCCCCAGACCCACAGAAACUGUCCUGUGAUGUCUGAAGCUGAUGGGGCUAAACAAACAGCGAGGUAAACGUGUAACACAGUUUUAACACUGCUUGCUAAAGGUGUAGGCCCAGAGGCAAAACAACCGCAGGGCUUA